AUGAGGGGACAGAAAGACUAUGCCCGCCGCCUAGGGCAAGUGAUGCUGUCAGGGAAGCCACCUGUGGACCCAUUCCCUCGGAUAGAGACAUGUGAGUCAGAUGGUGGACGAGUAGCCACUCCGCAUGAUGAUCCUCUGGUGGUCGAAGUCAAAAUCUCCAAUAUGAGAGUGAAGCGUAUCCUAAUAGACACUGGGAGCUCGUCCAACAUAAUGAGCAUGGAGUGCCUCAGCCGCCUAGCUCACCACCCCAAGACCAUGGAGAGCAUACACUAUCCCAUCAUAGGUUUUGGAGGAGGCAUUAUACAUCCUGUAGGCGUCAUCAACUUGCCGGUUCGGAUCGGGGAUCGAAAGAAUAGACGGAAGAUGGGAGUGAACUUCUUAAUCGUCAAGGACUUGACAACUUACAAUGUCAUCUUGGGGUGA
Molecule: messenger RNA, 423 nt
Organism: Spinacia oleracea (spinach)
Lineage: Eukaryota; Viridiplantae; Streptophyta; Magnoliopsida; Caryophyllales; Amaranthaceae
Exons: 1
Coding region: 1-423 (140 amino acids)
Source: RefSeq, a predicted model, not a curated record